This is a messenger RNA of Ipomoea triloba (trilobed morning glory), 369 nucleotides long. Its product is annotated as protein PELPK1-like. Bases 1 to 369 code for a protein of 122 amino acids. NCBI's taxonomy places the organism in Eukaryota, Viridiplantae, Streptophyta, Magnoliopsida, Solanales, Convolvulaceae. The record is from RefSeq and is a predicted model, not a curated record. The transcript has a single exon.
AUGGCACACCACAAACGCAAACUGUCAGUUUGUCUGCCGGUUCUGAUGAUGAUGAUCGUAAUGGCGUCGGUGGAAGCUCGUAAUCUCCUGGAAGCCACCCAGGCCGACGACGACCUUCCGGAUAAUGAGCCUGAUCUUUCAGAGCCUCAACACCCCGUAGAAUUGCCCCAUUUUCCUUCUCUUCCUCAGCCCACGUUGCCGUCACUGCCGCAGCCGCAGUUGCCGACUUUACCGCUGCCGGAGUUGCCUUCUCUGCCCAUUCCACAGCUCCCAUCGUUGCCUUCGCUGCCGUCGAUUCCUCAGUUUCCAUCCAUUCCUACAUUUCCAAACCCAUCACUUGCAGCAUCCAAAGCUUCUCGGAAGCCAUAA